AUGACAGAGAAUCGCAUCCGAGUGCUCACUCUGAACUGCUGGGGCCUGAAGUAUGUCUCCAAGUUCAGGUCAGAACGCAUGUCUGCCAUUGCGCAUGCCCUCGCCUCUUCCGACUACGACGUGAUCACCCUGCAAGAGGUUUGGGUCUUUGGAGACUUUGAGAUCAUCCGGGCAGCAGUGUCGAACCGGCUGCCCUACUCCAAGUUCUUCUACAGUGGUGCGCUAGGAGCAGGACUGGCCGUCCUCUCCCGGUUUCCCAUCAUCGGUGCAACGAUCAACCCGUACUCAUUGAACGGCUCGCCUAUCGAAGUGGUGCAAGGAGAUUGGUUCGUUGGGAAGGCCGCUGCAAGUGUGUUAGUAGCACACCCUGUCCUCGGUCAGCUCCAAGUCUUUAAUACGCAUCUGUUCGCCCCGGGCGGCGACUCAGGCCCCCUCCACCUACAAGCGCAUCGCUUAGUCAAUGCCUGGGAAUUGGCUAAGCUUGCACGACAAGCAGCCGAAGUGGGCCGCUAUGUCAUUGCCGCUGGUGACUUCAAUAGCUCCCCAGCGUCGCUCCCCAUGAACCUCAUCCAGGACCACGCCUCGCUCCGUGAUGCCUGGGUAGAGUCCCACCCGAACAGCCUGGCCGUACCAAACGGGAUCCCAUCUCCCCUAGAUGCAGUCAGGAUCUUCGGCAUAACGGCCGACUCACCUCUGAACUCAUUCUCUGCUGGGAAACGCUUGGAGGCGAUGGCCCGGAAGUUCCAGGGCAAGCGGCUCGACUACAUUUUCUUCCGCCAACCUAGCAGUCCACCGGCGAGCGUCAAAACGCCCAUCCUAAAGGUCCUGGACACGAGGGUCGUCUUCACGGAGAGGAUUCCUGGCAGCGACUUCUCUUACUCAGACCACUUCGGGCUGGAAGCGACCUUCGAGAUCAGCCAUCCCGAGGGUGGAGACUUGGCGGACUCGUCGGAGACCCAUGUCCCGGCACCCGUAGAGCCUCCAGCACCGAACUUCGUGCUUGCGACAGUACCGAACCCCGCCCCCGCACCUCCGCGAAAGCUGUCACCAGAUUCCAUCACCGAGAUUCUGCAAUCGCUCACGGCAUGCUACCGCUACUCACAGUACCGGGCACGUUCCCAGCUGACGGUCUUCGCUGUGUGUAUCCUCCUGCUCCUCGUGAUCCUGAUAGGCUCAGCGUGGCUUCCCGUCUCCUCGUUCAAUCCUCUCAUCAUACUCAUCACGAUCUUCUUGGCGUGGGCCGCCACGACAUUCCUCUACGUCGGGUUCGUAUACGGGAAAUGGGAAGUCAAUUCGCUUACGAACGUCAUCGAGGAGCUGGAGAUCUACCGGGACAGUCUCCUAGAGCACCAAGGUCGCUAG
This is a messenger RNA of Rhodofomes roseus, 1362 nucleotides long. Its product is annotated as Endonuclease/exonuclease/phosphatase. The transcript has 4 exons. The record is from RefSeq and is a predicted model, not a curated record. The coding region runs from base 1 to 1362 and encodes 453 amino acids. NCBI's taxonomy places the organism in Eukaryota, Fungi, Basidiomycota, Agaricomycetes, Polyporales, Fomitopsidaceae. Gene Ontology annotation, molecular function: sphingomyelin phosphodiesterase activity. Gene Ontology annotation, cellular component: cytoplasm.